This is a messenger RNA of Prunus mume (Japanese apricot), 3923 nucleotides long. Lineage: Eukaryota; Viridiplantae; Streptophyta; Magnoliopsida; Rosales; Rosaceae. The record is from RefSeq and is a predicted model, not a curated record.
AUGGAAGGGAUUGAUUAUCAUGAAACUUUUUCUCUUGUUGCCAAGCUUACCACUGUUCGUGUUUUAUUAUCUUUGGCCGCUGCCAAGGGUUGGUGUCUUCAACAAUUAGACGUCAACAAUGCCUUUCUUCAUGGUGAUUUACAUGAAGAGGUUUACAUGCAGCUCCCUCCAGGUUAUCACGGCAAGGGGGGAAAUAUGGUGUGUCAUCUUAACAAAUCACUUUAUGGAUUAAAGCAAGCUUCUCGAUGUUGGUUUGCAAAAUUCUCCAAAGCAUUACUUGAUGCGGGAUUUACUCAAUCUAAAGCAGAUUACUCCCUUUUCUAUCGUCACAAAGGUACCGAUGCUGCUACUAUAUCAAUUAUCAAGAAUUUGUUGCGUCAACGUUUUCAUUUAAAAGACCUUGGUGAUUUAAAAUACUUCCUUGGGAUAGAAGUGUCUCGUUCUUCAAAGGGAUUGUAUUUGAGCCAACGGAAGUAUGCACUUGACAUUUUGAAAGACUCAGGUCUUAUUGGUGCACGUCCUACUUUCUUCCCCAUGGAACAAAAUCUCAAGUUAAACAAUGAAGAUGGAGAACUAUUACAUAAUCGAGAAACCUAUAGAAGAUUGGUGGGUCGCUUGAUAUAUCUCACCAUCACCAGGCCAGACAUUGUUCAUACAGUUCAUAUUUUGAGCCAAUUCAUGCAAAGCUCCCGUACAACUCAUAAAGAUGUUGUAGAUCGAUUAUUACAUUAUUUGAAAGGGACUCCAGGUCAAGGGAUUCUGUUAUCAUCUUCUAAUAAUUUUCAAUUAAGAGCCUACGACUGUGAUUCUAAUUGGGCUAGCUGUCCAAUGACAAGGAGGUCGACUACAGGUUACUUUGUACUUCUUGGAGAAAGUCCUAUCUCAUGGAAACCAAAGAAGCAAGAUACUGUAUCACGCUCAUCAGCCGAAGCAGAAUAUAGAGCGAUGGCUAUGGCAACUUGUGAACUCCAAUGCUGUAAAAUGCAUGAUCUCAUGAAUGAACUUGCUGUUAAAGUGGCAGGGGAGGGAAGCACAAUAAUAGAUCGCAAUACGACUGAUUUUGAUACAAAACGUCUUCUUCAUGUAUCUUUCGAUUUUCAUGUUGAUUCGCUGGAAUGGAAAAUACUGACAUCCUUGCUGGAAUCACAUAAGCUAAGGACUUUUCUUUCCGUAAGUCAAAUGUGGGGGUGGGAGAAGUCAUUCCAUAAGUCAUUUUGUGCUACAAUUGCUUCAAAUUUUAAGUCAUUGCGUAUGUUGAGUUUGAAUAGAUUGGAAAUUACAAAAUUGCCAAAAUGUCUUAGGAAAAUGAAACAUUUAAGAUAUCUUGAUCUUAGUGAUAACCCAUACAUGAAGAGACUUCCAAAUUGGAUAGUAAAACUUCAAAAUUUGGAAACACUAGAUCUCUCUAGAUGUAUCUCGCUUGUGGAAUUGCCUAGAGAUAUCAAGAAAAUGAAAAACUUGAGGCAUCUGAUUUUGCAAUAUUGUGAUAACUUGGCUCCGAUUCCUCGUGGAUUGGGUGUAUUGACUUGUCUUCGUACUUUGAGUAAAUUUGUUUUGAGCAAAAAUAGUUCCAUGUCCAAGGACAGUGCAGGGCUCAGUGAGUUGGGGAAGCUGAAAGAUUUAAGAGGAAAGUUGGAGAUCAGAAAUUUGGGGUACAAGAAAGAUAUGGUGUCAGAAUUGAAUUAUGAUGGUGCAGUUUUGAAGGAGAAACGACAUCUCUAUUCGUUGACUUUACAUUGGAUGGGCAUCGAAAGAGAAAAUAGUGAUGCGGUUGAGGAGGAGAGUGAUGUAAUUAUUAAGUCAAUGGAAGCGCUGCAGCCCCAUCCAAGUCUAAAAGAGUUAAUCCUGAAGUACUAUAUGGGUGCGAGGUUUGCGAGUUGGUUUCAUUCUCUCACAAAUAUUGUUAAUCUCAUAUUGAUUGGCUGUGAUAGAUGCCAACAUCUUCCACCGUUGGAUCAUUUACCUUUUCUUAAGAGUCUUGAGCUUUGCUGGUUAAGGAAUUUGGAGCACAUAUCAGCAGAGGACAAGGUUAAGGACUUUGCCGGUGAUGAGAUGAUGAUGAUGUCAGCUGCUUCUCCAUCGACGACCUUCUUUCCCUCCUUAGAGAGUCUUCGUCUAAUUCAUUGCCCUAAUCUCAAGGGAUGGUGGAGGAAUGAAACAGCUUCAGCUUCAGCUUCUUCAUUUCCUUGUCUUUCUACUUUAUCUAUACGGAGUUGUCCUAACCUAACUUCCAUGCCGCUAUACCCACAUCUUGAUAAACUGAUGUUAGAGAGAAGCAGCUGGAAGUUCCUUCCCUCCUCCUUUGUUCUCUCCAAAUUAAAAUUAAAAUCUCUUCGGAUUUGGAGCGUUGAGGAUAUAGAAGAAAGGAUCGCCAACCUCACAUUACUUCAGGAGUUUAUAAUUUAUAAUUGCCCUAAUUUGGUAUCACUACCAGAAGGGAUCGGCAACCUCACAUUACUCCAGCACCUCGAAAUUAGUGAUUGUCCUAAAUUGGCAUCACUGCCAGAAGGGAUCGGCAACCUCACAUUACUCCAGCACCUCGAAAUUAGUGAUUGUCCUAAAUUGGCAUCACUGCCAGAAGGGAUCGGCAACCUCAAAUCACUUUCCAAUCUUCGAAUUCGAUGCUUCCCCAAUCUGGCAUCACUCCCAGAAGGGCUUCGAUGCCUCAUCUCCUUACAGGAUCUGAAAAUUUUUGAUUGCCCGAAAUUGGCUUCACUACCAGAAGGGAUGGGCAACCUCAAAUCACUAAAGUCGCUUUGGAUAUCGGAUUGCCCUAAUUUGGCAUCACUCCCAGAAGGGCUUCGUUGCCUCUCCUCAUUAAAAAGUUUGAACAUUUGGAAAUGUCCCAUGUUAGCACAAAGAUGCCAGAAAGGAACAGGUGAGGACUGGUCCAAGAUUGCUCACAUCCCAGACAUUCGCAUUAAUCUAGAAGCUGCUGAAUUUUACGAUUUUUAAGGGUUGGGUCAGCGGAGAUUGGGUCCCCACUAAAAACUCUUAUGGCUUGAUUGUGAUUGUGCAACAGCAGGUCACCAAGAAAGUGUGAUUAAAAGAAGAAACUGAUUAGGCAUCCUGACUUUGAUCAUAUAAGUGACUCAGUUGUACAUGUGAUGAAUUUAGUGUACCGAGAUGGCUGGGUGGAGAGAGUAGUGCUUUGUCAUCUUGGUAUUGAAGAUGUCAGACAGUGACACUAGAUUCUACUCUCUAUCAAUUGGAAAUUGAGUAUUCCUUUAGUUUGGCAUUACCUUCCAGAAGAGACAGACAACCUCACAUAACUUCGAUGGCUUUCAAUUCAGAGUUCAGCAUCACUGCCCGAAUGGAUUCGCGGCAUCACUGUUUUAAGCCAGUUCGAAAUUAGAUACUAUUCCUUUAUACAGAAAAGCAAAAACAAAGAGGGCAGAUUUUUCGGGUCCCGUGUGAGAAAUGAAGUUCCCUUGAACGGUGUCCAUGAGGAGAAUUGAAGUUCACUUGAACCGUAUUCGUGAGCAUAAAUAAAAUACUGAAACGAACAUGACCCAGUGUUUUAAGCUUGGAUGGCGUUAUGGCUUCUGAAGAACUAGCAAAAGAAUAAUAGUUACUUCCAUAAAUAUGCAGUGGAGAGAAGAAGAAAAAGAUGGAGGAAUGAAAGCCAAGAGCCAUCAUUCAAAUGGACCUUGUAAGAGUACAGGAAAAUUGCAAUGCCGGAAGAGCAUGGUUCGAAGUAUGCUCAAGUCUUGUUGGGCACUUACAGCAGUUGAGAGAGCUUCAGUAUCCCAAGUGUGGUAUCUUGUGCUGCAGUGUCGAGCAAAGUUCCUCCGUUCUGAUUUCGUGUUUUUAAAUUUAAAUUUUGUUUUGUUUCGUUUCCUAUUCUGAACCAGAUUGGAACAGACUUAGAGUGCUCUUGUACUUGUAAUCUUCUUAUUCAAUGAGUGAAAAACCUAGCAACC